Molecule: messenger RNA, 204 nt
Organism: Exaiptasia diaphana
Lineage: Eukaryota; Metazoa; Cnidaria; Anthozoa; Actiniaria; Aiptasiidae
Product: 40S ribosomal protein S3a
Biological process (GO): translation
Cellular component (GO): cytosol; ribosome
Molecular function (GO): structural constituent of ribosome
Source: RefSeq, a predicted model, not a curated record
GAGGCUGAUCCUUCCUCUUUGCUCUCCAUCGGCGAACCAACAUGGCGGUGGGAAAAAACAAGCGACUCACCAAGGGAAAGAAGGGCGUUAAGAAGAAGAUUGUCGACCCCUUCUCCAAGAAGGAUUGGUACGACGUCAAAGCGCCAUCUAUGUUCAACAUUCGCUCGAUCGGAAAAACUGUUGUCACCAGAACCACUGGAACAA